Messenger RNA from Fibroporia radiculosa, 465 nucleotides. RefSeq lists its product as uncharacterized. The record is from RefSeq and is a predicted model, not a curated record. Lineage: Eukaryota; Fungi; Basidiomycota; Agaricomycetes; Polyporales; Fibroporiaceae. The transcript has 3 exons. The coding region runs from base 1 to 465 and encodes 154 amino acids.
AUGCCUGGCCUUGCCGCGGCCGGCUUCGAGAUCGAAUUCGUCUUCACUGCCGCUCCGAGUCACAGCCGGGCGCGGGAGCAGAGCGACGACGACGGUGAGGGGCUUGUCGUCGUCCCAGAUGAGGCCGAGGAAGCACUAGACGUCAAUGUCUCGCUCGACGAGGCGGAGGAGGAUGUACUCGAACUCGUUCCGCUGCUUGUCACAGCGCUUGUCGAUGUUGCUGUCGAGGAUGUAGUACCGGGCUGUGACCCUGGUGCUACUGAAGUCGUUGUGGUCGACGUCCCAGCAGAAGUGGCGGAUGCAGACAUGUUAGUCGCGGUUGUUAACACAGUCGCGGUCGACGUUGCGUUUGAGGUCGUCGCAGUGCUGUUCCCGGACCCACUCGUCGACGGCGAGACGCUUCCAGACGGAGGUGCUAGAUCGUACGAGUUCAGCCACUUGUCAUACCACUUUCCUUCAACCUAA